UGCAAUUUGUGUUUGACGUUUCGAAAAUACAGCUAUCGUUCUUGAAACAAAGUCAUCUAAUAUUUCCCUAGUGAAUUAAUUUUAUCAAAAAAUGGAAGAAAUAGGCAUUAUAAUUGCAGAGAAAGAUGAGCAAAUCACUGAUGCGAAAGGCGCUUCAAUCGCGGGCCCCCAAUCUUUUGAAGAAUUGGAAUCCGAAGAUCUGUAUACCAAAUACAAAAAACUUCAACGCAUGCUAGAGUUUCUUGAAGUACAAGAAGAGUACAUCAAAGAUGAACAAAGGAAUUUGAAAAAGGAAUAUCUGCAUGCCCAGGAAGAGGUGAAAAGAAUCCAAUCAGUCCCACUUGUUAUUGGACAGUUCCUAGAGGCUGUUGAUCAAAACACUGGCAUCGUUGGCAGCACCACAGGAUCAAACUACUAUGUACGCAUUCUAUCAACAAUCGACAGAGAGCUGCUGAAACCAUCUGCAUCAGUAGCUCUUCAUAAGCACUCCAAUGCCCUUGUUGAUGUAUUGCCUCCAGAAGCUGACAGUUCCAUCUCUAUGUUGCAAGCUGAUGAGAAACCUGAUGUUCAGUACUCGGAUAUCGGAGGCAUGGAUACUCAGAAACAGGAGAUCAGGGAGGCUGUAGAGCUGCCGUUGACACAUGUGGAGCUGUAUCGCCAAAUUGGUAUUGAACCUCCUCGAGGUGUGCUCAUGUACGGACCACCGGGGUGCGGCAAAACUAUGCUCGCUAAGGCUGUCGCUCAUCAUACUACAGCGGCCUUUAUCCGUGUCGUCGGCUCAGAGUUUGUACAGAAGUACUUAGGUGAGGGACCCAGGAUGGUGAGAGAUGUCUUCCGUCUGGCUAAAGAGAACAGUCCUGCCAUCAUCUUCAUUGAUGAAAUUGAUGCUAUUGCAACCAAACGGUUUGAUGCUCAAACUGGUGCUGACAGAGAGGUUCAGAGAAUUUUGUUGGAGCUUCUCAACCAGAUGGAUGGAUUUGAUCAAACCACCAAUGUCAAAGUUAUAAUGGCAACAAAUCGUGCCGACACAUUGGACCCCGCCCUGCUCAGACCCGGCCGCCUCGACAGAAAAAUUGAGUUCCCCCUUCCUGACAGACGUCAGAAGCGUCUGAUCUUCUCGACGAUCACGGCCAAGAUGAACCUGUCAGAGGAGGUUGACCUCGAGGAGUUCGUGGCGCGACCGGACCGCGUCUCCGGCGCAGACAUCAACGCCAUCUGCCAGGAGGCCGGCAUGCACGCUGUGAGAGAGAACAGGUAUAUUGUUCUUCCUAAGGACUUUGAGAAGGGUUACAAGAAUAAUAUCAAGAAGGACGAAAGUGAAUACGAGUUCUACAAGUAAAUCUUAUAGUAUUGUAAUGCAAAUCUUAAUAAUAAUAAAACUGAUUACUUAACUUUUA
Molecule: messenger RNA, 1397 nt
Organism: Aricia agestis (brown argus)
Lineage: Eukaryota; Metazoa; Arthropoda; Insecta; Lepidoptera; Lycaenidae
Gene: Rpt3
Product: 26S proteasome regulatory subunit 6B
Exons: 10
Coding region: 92-1339 (415 amino acids)
Biological process (GO): proteasome-mediated ubiquitin-dependent protein catabolic process
Cellular component (GO): proteasome regulatory particle, base subcomplex
Molecular function (GO): ATP binding; proteasome-activating activity; ATP hydrolysis activity
Source: RefSeq, a predicted model, not a curated record